AUGGCGCAACCACCGCAACAGCCUCAGAUGCCCCAGUUGCAACAACAACAACCCCAGUUGCAACAACAACAACCUCAGUUGCAACAGCAGCAGCCUCAGUUACAACAGCAGCAACCACCCCAAAUGUCGCCGCAGUUGCAACAGUUCCAGCUCCAGCAACAACAGCAACAACGUGCCCAGAUGCUCGCUCAACAACAAGCCCAAGCCCUUGCUCAGCAACAGCAGCAGCAACGCGCCCAACAACCUCAGCAGCAUGUUCAGCCUCGCCAACUUCCCCAACAGUUGCAACAACAUACCCAACAGCAGACCCAACCGCCGCCGCCGCAACAGCAACAGCAACAGCAGCCGCAGCAACGUGUACAGCAACAGGUCCAUCAGCAAGGGCACCAGCAAGCCCAAACUCACCAGCAACACGCUCAACAACAACCACAACAUCCCCAGCAUCCUCAGCAGCAGCAUGUCCCGCAGCAGCAACAACAGCAACAUCACCCACAACUCCAGCAUCCCCAGGCCCAGUUGCAGCAACCUCAGAUCCAACACCCUAGCCCGCCAGUCCACCAGCAACCGCAGUUUGCUCGUCCCCAGCACACACCCUCCCCGGCGCCCACCACUCAAGCGCAGUUCUCGAUACCGCCGAACCAGCAGCGUCCACAGACCGGCGCAAGUCCUGCCUCUCAGCCGGGCUCGCCUUACCUUCCCCAGAACUACGCCACUACUCCUCAGUCGGCCGCGGCCCCGACGCCGCCAGCAGCUAGUCCCAAGUUUGCGACGAUACAAUCGCCAGGUCUGCAGCAAUAUAACCAGUCCUUCACCAACGGAACCGUUUCUCAGCCAUCCACGCCCUUGGCUGUGCCUUCCCCGGGUCCGACCCAGGCCACAACUCCCGGACCAGGUCCCACUCUUUCACACGGCGCGGGCUUGCAGAUGCCCGAGAGUAGGCUAUCCAUGCCUCCAGUCCAACCCGCGUCAACAACACCUGGCCCAGUGACACCUGGGUUGGCAACGCCAUCACUAGCUCCGCCUAAUUUGUCCACCCAUGGGCCCUCAACUCCUCAGCCAGUCCAUGCCAUGGGAGCCCAGGCCGCUCAGAAUGCGCAGAACCAGCAAUAUACGACCGCUACCAUGGCACCUAUCGGCCCACCACCACCAGCUCCGACAACCCCCGCCGCCGGUGGCGCUAUGGGUCCCCCUCAGAAGCCUGUUGAGCGACCGGUGAAGGAAACUGAAUAUGACGUCACGGACUCUUUGGCUGGUACUGGUGUCGAUUUGCGUGCUGAAGAGCAAGCAUUAGCUGACUACUAUGCCGGAUCUUUCUCUCAGGAUGCGAGGACUGGUCUUCCCGCAAACCCACCGGGAAGUAAGGCUUCUUUUUACGGUGCCGGGUGGGCCAAUCAGGCCUCGCAACCUCUGGAUGGCAAAAGCCAAGAGGAGUUUGAGAAGGAGCUGGCAAAGAAGGCUUGGGAUGAAGCAGCCCAUCGGUUGGCCCUGACGAGGGCAAACGAGAUGAGAACGCCUUUCUUGGAAGUGGCGCCGCUGCACUGGAAGGCCCAAAAGAUUGCCAAGGAGUACGGUCUGGAGCUCAACAGCGAGCUCAAGGGCGGUAGUGCAGUUAACAAGAGCAAGCCAGCCAACGACCCUGCGCAAACGCAGCCCAAGGUCACGGUGAGCACAAAGACGGGCGAAGGCGGUGCUCUUGUUACCGUCACCAGCUCGUGGAUCCCAGUUGAUUCAUAUCUGAGUGACCAAAUCGCUCUGCUGUCGAUUGCGACAAAGUACCGCAUCCGGCAGAUCAUCGAGUCUGCGCACACCAUUGCCAUUAACCGCCAGACGACUUCUCGUGGAGAGGUUCCUGCGGAGUGGGCUGAUGUGGCCGUGCCUUUGAAAACGGGGCUUAACGAUGCCCUUCAAGAAGGCAUGGAAGCCGCCGCUGCUGGCGUCGGUCCUCAGCCCAACCCCCUGAAACGCUCCUACGACGCCGCCAAACUCAACGACCCUAACCUCACCAAACACAACCUCACCACCGCUCUGCGCGACACCGCUCGCGCCGACCGCAACCUCGAAGAAGCCCGUCUCCGCAAGCGCCAAAAGCGUCAAAACCCCGACACCGCCACGGGCGGCACCGGCUCUCGAGCUGGCUCCGUCGCCCCCGGCACUCCCACCACCGCCGACGCCGACGGCAAGCUCCCCUCGAAGAAGGAACUCAAGCGGGGCGCCGCAGCCGCCAAGCUCGCCGAGACCUCGUCCACCGCCUCAGCUAACCAGACGCUCAACGCCAUCAUGGGCGGCUUCGGUCGCAAAAAAGGCAAGUCCUACUCAUGGAUGAACGCCGGCGCAGGCGGUGGUGGCGGUGGCGCCGGCGGCGGUGGUUCAGGAGCUAGCACCCCCCGCACAUCUCUAGGCGGCGAUGGCCUUUCCACUCCCGCAGGCAAGGCCGGCGCGGCAGGUGCAGCGGAUAAUAAACCGCAGCAGUUGACGUCGGAGAACCAAAAGAACCGACUGGGCAUGUGGAGAGAGAGUAGUGAGCAAGGAAAGAAUAUCCAGUUGAGAGAUUGGUUGGUGGCGCUGGAGAUGGACGGGAUUGAGGUUAGAGCUAUCCAGGAGGCGUAUACGAGGCUCGAUGAGCCGCCGAGGACAAAGGUGGAUGAGGUUAAGUAGAGCUUACUUCAGCAACGUACCCAGAGUCUGCAUGUGACGGCGGCGGAGGGAAACCCUACUCCUACUACUAAGAAGAGGGGGAGGGCGAGUGUAACGGCGGGGUCUAGUUCUAGACGAGAGAUGGCGAAGGGAAAAAGGUAGAGAAGAGGUUGAAUGUACAUAUCUUAAACAAAAAAGGAAUGGGAAUGGGUAAGGGGGUGAGGUUUAUGGUGAAGUUAAAUUGGAGCGGCUAUCGGUGCGAUCACUUUAUGCAUCGUUCGGGUCACAGGUAUCUCUAUCAAUUAUAUUGCUAUCAGCAAGGCGGAAAGGACUGACUGAGGCCCGAAGCAGUUGAAGCAGUUGAAGCCGAAGGAAGACAUUACAAAGACAAAUUUUAUCCAGUAU
Molecule: messenger RNA, 3039 nt
Organism: Neurospora tetrasperma FGSC 2508
Lineage: Eukaryota; Fungi; Ascomycota; Sordariomycetes; Sordariales; Sordariaceae
Exons: 2
Coding region: 1-2655 (884 amino acids)
Biological process (GO): DNA-templated transcription initiation
Cellular component (GO): transcription factor TFIID complex
Source: RefSeq, a predicted model, not a curated record